UGUUGCGAUUAGCUGCCCCGGGAUGUCUAGCCCGUCUAGCAGCUGAGCAGUCUGAUAUUUCGAAGAAUAUGUAAGGGCCCGCCAUAGUAAGGUAGGCCUAUGAGAUGCAAUUAGGUUAACUCGAUUACGGUCGUCCUGGGCCUACGAGAUUACGAUGCAAUCACUGGCGUUCUUGUUACUUUGGGGAUUAUCACGUGUCGGAUGGAUUGCUGCGUCUUAUCCUGUCACAUCGGUCUCGCAUGGGUUAUCCAUCUUCGACCCGGUCACGGGAAAAUUAACAACUGGCAAAGCUUCAUACCUUUAUCCCUCGAUAUACAGCGGACGGCCAGCAUUCGACCACAAAAGCUGCCUCCACAGAUGCCACACCUAUGACCCUCGAAACAGAUAUCGAAGGCGGAUGUUUAUGCGCCACGGAAGGCAUCGGUACAGUUGGAGAAAACCUAAGCCCCAAGUUGCGAGAGCACACUUCGACAGAGUAGUCAAGCAGUGCCUUGACCAGUGUCGGUCGAAAGCUUUUCAGUGUAUGAAGAAAUAUUGCUAUGGCCCCUACAAUCCAAACUAUAAGGUCAAGGAGUGCGAUUGGUGGAAGCAGUGCUACGACAAACUGUGUCGCUGCAGCCAAUCACAGAUCAACCGCGGUCCAAGAUGUCGAGACAUGAUACCAAGAACGACGCCGAAACCGGAAUUGAUCAAACAGACGAGAAAAAGUAAAUACAUUGGGGAGAGAAAUGGUGCCGAAUCAAUCUUGGCUAGACUGUUGGGUAGGCAUCCAAAGAGGACGAGGCAGAGGACGAGAUCUGGGCGAUCGCGCCACAGAGGACGGGGUCAUGGCCGUUAUGGCAAGGAUAUUCGCGCCGCGUUGCGCCCUAAAUAACACUUGCGUGCAGUGUGAUAUAAUCAGGUGAGAUAGUCAUCAUAACUACAAAUAUCAUGUUUAAAACUCUGAAGAUCACCACCAGACCUAGAUUUAGGUAGGGGGAUGAGAAUUUUCGAUUACUUGCAUUGCGCCUAGCUAGGUAAGUUACGCCAAUGUUUUCGUUUACCUUCGUGAUGUUACAACCAGGGCCUGUAGCGCCAGGCCCGAAGUAACCGCCUCGUCUCCCAGGUCACUACUUCGGGAAAGUCAGGUGUUGUUACUGUGCAGUAGUGGAUUCUUUCACUAAGUGUAAAGCUUGAAAGAUCUGCAUUGCAGUUGUAUAUCUUUUUGUGACCUUUGUGAAAUCAGUGAUGUACAGUGUAGCUGCGACGUGAUAAGAUCUUCGUAAACAAUACUUAUGUACAGAUAACAGCAUACGUACAAAAUGUAUAGUCAAUGUUUAUAAUAUGUAUCUCUACUUUCAUCCAUAUUACUAUUAUAAGUGUUAACUUGAAAAAUCGACGAAUUUAAUCGUUCGUUCAAAAUUUCGAUUUGGCGGUACCUGGUGUUAGAAAUAGGAAACAGAUAUAGUUGGACCCGGAGUUGAACCAAUAGUAAAUAUAUAUGAACGAAUGGCGUAUACCCCUUUAAAAGAUUACAGUUUUAAAUGUUUUCCAGAUAUCUGUUAAGUGUUCUCUAAUUAUAGCUUGUCCGAUCUUGCAAACUUUGAAUGUUUUCAUACCAAUAAUUCUAUUGUCAACCUCUCGCCAGUGUUUGUCCUCACCAAUUGGACACAAAAGCCGUUGCGUAACACAAUACUCGACCAACCUGGGCGAAUUGACUUAACGUACCGAGACGUGACUAACCGCAAGAAAAUCACUACAUUUUGUAAUGUUAUAAAGCUUUGCGUGAGAUUAGGGUUUAGGCAGAUUGCUUUGAACCCUAAUGCAUGGAAUGCUACCCUUUUGUAUUGGACAUGUAAAUCACUGUCAUGAUAGUGCAUGAACGCGAGACACAGUUCUGCAAAUUUUCCAAUAUUUUGGUGAUAUAACGGACAUUUUUCUAUUCCUGGAUUAUCGUACGCAAACACUUGCUUUGUAAAGGAACUGGCGGGAAGUUAACAUGAUUCAGCGGGCUGGGCUCAUCAAGAAAAUCGGACUUGUUUCCGUUUUAUUGAUGUUUGUGUAUAUGGUUGUCAAAACGUUGUCAAAUGGAGUAAAUGGACCCCCGAUGAAAUCUCUUGAACAACCUAGAGAGCGCGUACGUCUCGAGUACAAGCCGGAAAACUACGUUCCGCCACCGGAUAUGAAGAUCCCGCGGAUCGUCCACGUCACGUGGAAGGAUAAUGUCCUACCGUCGGGGACGGUCCAGUGGGUAAAACGUUGGGCGACAACCAAUUCUGACUGGCAGGUGUGGUUUUGGACUGAUGCAGACGCAAGGCAGCUUGUCGCCAAGAAAUUCCCAAGCUAUUUAAGGCUAUUCGAUCGCUACCCUGCUCCGAUUUAUAAAGCUGACGCUAUGAGGUAUUUCAUCUUAUUCGAGUAUGGAGGCGUUUACGCUGAUUUGGAUGUUGAACCGUUGCGGAGCUUGAAUCCGUUACGCGAUCAAACCGCGUGUGUUCUUAGUCAAGAACCGGACGAACACGCCAAACUCCUUAACGAUGUCUUCUCGAAUGAUCAAAAGAUGCUGGCUUGUAAUGCGUUCAUGGCCUGCAGGACUGGACAUCCAUUCUUUUUGUCAGUGUUGAAAAACUUGGAGGCGAAUCAUAACUUAUCCGAGCGGUUCCACCACGCUCCUGGCCGGACAAUCAUCAGCACAGGGCCCGGUAUGUUGACGAAAAUGUAUACCAUUUACAUGAACAGGUCCCGGAAACACCUCGAGCAGUUCCCCGAGGACAAUGUUUGGCUGGCUCCCCCGGACUAUUUUACGCCAAUUUUCGACCCCAUCAAACUACAAAUGAUUAAGUUUAAAUGUGUCAGACAGUUUCAUCUCAUGUCACGCUUGAAGAGGCAGGUGUGUCUGAAAUUAAAAAGCCGUGAGUUCCAGAAUAUCCCGGGAGAGGUCGCUUAUACAAGCCAUAAUUGGUUCCAUUCGUGGUUAUCAGGAGAGGAAGGAAAGGAAGGACGGUCGGCAGGGUUUACUAAUCUCACACUACAGGAGAUUAUUCCCGGGAUAAAGGAGGCUAAAUAUCUUGUGGACCUUCAGCCCGAAGCUAAUGUGACUGGGUCUCGAUUCUGUAUACCGUUGAUCUCUGGAAAGUGCUAGUGGCGCCCCAACUUAUGCUUCCAUUGUAAAUACAUGUACGACUCUGCCUCGUCCACUCCAUGGACUUUAGUCAGAAUCACAAAUGCCAUUAGAAUGUUUGCUCCACUGGACAGGUGCUGUAAUACAUGUACAUGUACCCAUGGACAAGCAAAGUAGAUUCUUAAAAAAUUUGUUUUCUUUUCGGGUUCAAUGGUAAAUGCUGGCGAUGAGAAUAGUAAGAUUUCGAUCUCACACGGACUGAUAGUUACGUUUACGAAUACGUCCACGCAGUUGUCAUUUCCACAUACUUUCUGUUCUGACGAUUUAGGUACGACAAGCUUGGUCGAUUGGUUCUCGGAAUGGGAUAGCAAAAACUCAUGGGCUGAACUUGGACUGUACACGUACGUCGUCGUGUUUAUUCACGCCGAGAAUCUUUGCCACUUUCAUGUGCAAUAGUUAUGCGAAGUGUCACUCGGGCCUAUAUUUUCUUAGGCAACCCUUUACGAGCAUUUCGCUGAAGCCCCAGAAGGGUACUUUGUAGAUACACAGGCAUUCUUGGCAACAUUACUAAGAAAAAUAUUGGGUUUCGACUUAAUGUUGUGUUGACACAGUUGAAGUCGACUUGGUCUAAGGACUUCGCACGAUUAUUUGUAAAUCAAACACUUCUUUCUCAGUUUUCGAACAAUAGCUUCGGUUUGUGCAGUGUCAAAUCAGUACGGUUAUAGAUAGUAGUUCCGUAGCAGAUAAUUUUUUAAUUUUUAAUGUUUGGGUACAAAUUAAACGUGCGGGAUUUCGCUUGAUGCCGGUGUAGAAGUUAGAAAUAUCCUAUGAUAGAAUGUCCGUGGAACAAUGGAUUCUAUUUAUGUGCUGAAAUCUCUGAGCUAUUGACGGCCAUAACCUCUACAAAACCAUAUACCAAAAUCCGUCAGAAUGCGAUAGGGUCGGACUUUUUUUCCAGGGUGACGUUUUCUCCUUCUACACCGGCUCUGCACGACAGCCUCCUGAAAAACAGUGUUUCAGCUCUUGGAAAGCUUACUUUGUGUGAGGAGCACGCUGACUUUUUUGGCAUUGUACGAAUGGGACCGCUUACGCGAACGCCUAUCCCAUUGUUCGACCGCCUGAUAUCGAUGUCGAACAAUGGGAUAAGCGUUCGCGUUCGGGGCUUUGCGAAAACUCCCUAAUGACGAAACAAGGUUGGUGCAUAUUACCUUUGACGUAGUCUUUAUUAUCAGUCGUCGAGUUCUACAUGUAUAAAAUAAUGGUGAUGAUACAUUAUCGUUUGGUAAAAAUAAAAAUCACUACAAAUAUAGAUAAUAGCAAACAGAUGAAAGGCGCAACGUAUGUGAAACAUUGAAAACAACAUUUGCAACGAACGUGUUUCAGAAUUACAUGCAUCAUCGGGCACAGUGCUAUGUGACAGCGUGGUAGAGUACAUGUAGUAGUGAGGCACGGUGAAUAAACAUCACUGUCAGCCUUGUACCAAGUCACUGUGCUACGAAAGCCCAAAAGGCUCAAAUUCGAAUGUUAAAUUCGAAUUUGUUGGGAUGAGUCUUCUCGGUUAACAGUAACACUGAUGAAUAGCACCAGGUGAAGCACAUACAUAG
Lineus longissimus is the source of this 4704-nucleotide messenger RNA. RefSeq lists its product as uncharacterized. The transcript is spliced from 3 exons. Gene Ontology annotation, biological process: mannosyl-inositol phosphorylceramide biosynthetic process. Gene Ontology annotation, molecular function: mannosyltransferase activity. The coding region runs from base 1979 to 3121 and encodes 380 amino acids. The record is from RefSeq and is a predicted model, not a curated record. NCBI's taxonomy places the organism in Eukaryota, Metazoa, Nemertea, Pilidiophora, Heteronemertea, Lineidae.